This is a messenger RNA of Verruconis gallopava, 486 nucleotides long. RefSeq lists its product as uncharacterized. The transcript has a single exon. The record is from RefSeq and is a predicted model, not a curated record. The coding region runs from base 1 to 486 and encodes 161 amino acids. Lineage: Eukaryota; Fungi; Ascomycota; Dothideomycetes; Venturiales; Sympoventuriaceae.
AUGCCGGACGUUCGUGAUCCAAGAUGGAAUACAAUGUGUGGAACGCCUCCAGGACCAGGCGAUCCUCGUAUCUGGGAGGAUGAACUCGAAGCAGAAGACAGAAUGAUCUGGCUAAAUGGAAUCCAGCGGCACAAUCCGAUCCAUCCUAUGGAAGUAGACGGCAAUCGCUGUAUCUACUUCAAACGCUGCUGCUCGGAUUGCCUAGAUAGACGUGCCAACCCCAAAGUCCACGGUUACCACAAGCUAGUUGGCGAAAGCUACGGUUUGGGCACUGGGCCAAGCGGAUUCGAGAGCAAGCUGUACCAUCCAGUGCCGUCUUAUUUUAUUCGAUCCUUGCCAACUGCGAACAUAGGGCACGCGUUGGUAAAUAUCCGAUCGAUGCCUCGAUCCAAGGACAUAUGGCUGCGAAACGGUGACAGAAUGCAAUGGUACAAGAAGGGUAUUAUCAACAACUUUGACUUUGAAACUUUUGAUAAGCUUCGCUAA